GACACUAGCAAGGCUAAGCUCCAAGCUCGAGCUCCUCCCGCACGAGCGCUUAAACUCACUAUCGGCACGCUAGGACUGCUUUCAUCAAUUAACGUAUCAGGCGACUGCCGCCGACACGUUGUGACCAGCUCUUCGCCUUGCAAGCAGCUCCAAACACAGACCUCCAAACGCAGAGGCGAAUCGCAGCGAGCGCGGCCCGGGCCGACCAUGACCAGCCUCAACGUCCUCCGGGUCACGAAUCUCACGCGCCAGGUCACGGCCGCGCACCUGCGCGAGGUCUUCGGCCACUUCGGCGACGUCGCCCGCGUGGACCUGGCCGUCGACGCGACGGUGGGGCUGAGCCGCGGC
This is a messenger RNA of Pelagomonas calceolata, 348 nucleotides long. Lineage: Eukaryota; Pelagophyceae; Pelagomonadales; Pelagomonadaceae. The record is from the annotation of a GenBank genome assembly.